AUGAGCGGCGCUCACAUCCCACAACAGCCGUCGGCGCUGGGCCUGGGUCUGCGGCCCGACCCAGUGCCAGCAUCUGCAGCGCCCAUGGCCAUCCCGCCACGGGUACGUCGCCGCUCCAUCUCAAGCAUGAUGGGGUCUCCAGGUUCACCAAGCAGACGCCCUUCCUCGCUCCUCCCCAGUCCAUCAGAACAGGGAGGUAUCCUCCGCCGCCGCAUCAGCUCGAUGUUUUCUUCGGACGGCGACCCCGGUUCCCCGCGCCAGCCGUUUGCGCUCGAACCCGAUGUCACCGAACCGGAACCCGAACCGUUCAAAGACCGCGACGCUAUCAAAGUCAAGAUUAUCACGUGGAACAUGGCCGACUCGAUUCCCAAGGGCGAUCUGUCGGUGCUUCUCGGCGAAAUACCGCCGAGCGCCUACGACUUAUUGCCAAGAGGCGACGAGAUCCCAGAACUCCCCCUCGAGGACGUGCACCCCUACCACAUUGUGGUAUUUGCCGCGCAAGAGUGUCCCAGCGCGUCCGGCAUGCCACGCGGACUCGGAGGCUCGCUCAUGAAGGGCGUGGGCUUGCAGAAGUCGGACGCUGCGCGCCGCGAACGCGAUGACAAGAAGGAGGAGCACGGGGAGAAGCGGCGGCAGGAGAAGGAGACUGAGAAGGGCGCGAUGAAGGCGAUCCGCGAGAUUCGAAAGGACUUCCUAGAGCGGUCCGCCACGGACAAGGACGCGCUCCACGCCAUCAAGGAGCUCCGGAAGGAGUACAAAGAGCGCGAGGGAUCCGCCGCAACUCUCAAGGACAUCAUUGGCAAGGACAAAGACACGAGGGAGAAGGAGAAGGAGAAGGACGCCAGGCUGUCCGGUCUGGGUUUAAACAUCACCAGCCUCGCAGACGACGUCUCGGAGAAGUCACAGCAGUCAAGGUCUGCUGUGAUUGCCGAGAGCUCGUGGGAAAGCGACUCGUCACCCUCGGAGGAAGUGCAGACGAACGGCCAUGCCUAUCCCCUCGACAAGGACAACGCCGCUGCUGCGUCUGAGGAUGCUGACGUUACAAGUCAGGCCACUGUCCCCAGCCCGAACGGAGCCACAGGUUUGCCAUUUCCGAAGGUUGUACCUCUCGUCGUUUCACCACCUGCGGCUGUUCAGCGUAGCAAUGUCGUCGUCGGCCCAGGCAGCGCCGACGGGGCCCAGACCGACACUCCCAUCAUCAGCUCCAAUGGUGACAGUGUCUCCCCUGCGUCCCAGCCAGCAGAUCCGAAGCCCAUCCAGGGCGUUAAGGAUUACAAUGGCGAGCAAUCUCCGUCACUUGCUCUCCCCACACCCAUCACUCCCGCAAAAGAGAAGCCCUCGCGUGAGAAACUGAAGAUCGACCCGCAGUACAAGCGGAAAGCCGACUCCAAAGAAACGUUAGGCAGCGCACGCAGCCUUACCGCGUUCGACAUUGGUCUAGGGAGUCCCAUGACCGAUCUCGCAGGGGCGAUAGCCCGCAAGGGGUGGAGCCACAUGCUCGAAGAGUGGUUCUGCGCCGGGCCUCCUAACCUGUGCCGCGAUCUUUCGUCUGUCGCCUCAACACAUAUGAACGGAUCAGACAUCAGCUCACAUCGCAUCAACGGCGACUCUCUCUCACCGUCUGGCACGGGUCAGCCGGCGCCGUCGCAUCACCGCGCGUGGUCCACGUCGCACAAGCGAUCGUCGUCAAUGAGGUCAAUAAAUAGACCUAUGAGCGUGGAGCAAAGCGUAAAGAUCCCGGCUCCAGUAACAAACGGCAAUCUCGGCGUUCCCUCAGUACCGUUCGGCAGGCCCCUGUCUAGCCACUCCAUCCAGUCACUCGAUACUGUCGCCAGCUCCUUGCUUGCGUCACAGGAAGAUCGUCAGUUUGGCCGAUCUCCCGUCGUUCGCGAGAUGGGCCGGUCGCCGGCCGUGUUCGAUUCCCCCAUCAUGGACGAGUCGCCCGUCAAACGGUUUUGUCGUCAACCUGGCACCGGACCAUAUGUCCAGCUCAUUAAGGAGCGUCUGAUGGGCCUAUACGUACACGUGUUCGUGUACAAGGGCUGCGAGCACCUGGUCGAGGGCGUGGACAAGGACUUUGUGAGAACGGGCCUUGCGGGAGGUCGCAUCGGGAAUAAGGGCGGAAUCGGUAUCAGCCUCAACCUCAAGGGUCACCGGCUGCUGUUUGUCAACGCCCACCUCGCAGCCCAUACGGAGUGCAACGAUGACCGCAUUGCCAACAUCGACAAGAUCAAGUUGGAGCUCAGGCCUAACUGCUUCCUCCCCCAGGACGAUCCCCGCGCUGCUAUGCCAGAUAUCACGGAUCGGUUCGACACGACGUUUUGGUGCGGAGACUUAAACUUCCGCGUCGACAUCAGCCACUUACACUCCAAAUGGCUACUCAAGGAAGGUCGGUAUAUCACCGUAGCCCAGGAGUGGGACCAGCUGAAGAUGAUCAUGAACGAUCCGAAGAAGAAUCCACUGCCUGGAUUUGAGGAGGCCGAGAUCACAUUUAUGCCAACCUUCAAGUACGACAUAUGGAAGUCGGCGGGCUCGACGAAGAGGGACAAGCGCAGAUCGAUCCGCCGCUCUCGCCGUUCUUCCGAUCAGUCGAUGCGGCCGUCGAUAGACCGCCCUUCCAGCCCAAGAUUGGACGGUGUCCCGGAAAUCGAUGUGGUCGAGGAGAGCUCGUCGGGUCCUGAGAGCCCCGAGAUCACACACACAAUCCUCCAUGGACAACCCGUCAUGAGCCCAGUGCCGGAGACGCCACCUUUCAUGGAAGUGCGGUUGCCGGAUGAACUGUCGCUCGCGAGCAACAGCGCCGACCACAGCCAUGCUUCCUUACUCGAUCGAUCUCGUGAACCGACGCCGGGGGGUGCGUCGCGCAAGUCGACGGCGACGUAUGGAUCUCAGCGAUCUGACCGCGUAUCGGGGAGCACUGGCGGGCCGUCUCCGAGUUUACGGGAGAUGACGUCAAUGACACCGACUUCCGAAGAUACACAACGCGCGUCGGGUGCAUGGUCGAGAGGAACCUCGCGGUCGGCGACGGAGAUUCUCGGCACGAGCGUUGGGGCGACGAAGCGCAGUGGGACCACUCUCAAAGCUAAGACGCAGAAGCUUAUCAACAUUAUGCGACUCGGACGCAAGCCUGCCGUACCACCUGUUGAACUCACGAUCCCACUUGACGACUCGCGGCGUUCGUCCGUCUCGUCAGUCCGCUCCCGUGGUGUUUCCGAAUCCCGGUUGUCCGUCAUGAGCGAUGACCAGCCCCCGGCCCCCGGCGCUGGGACCUCCUCGCCCCGCAUGCCUAGAGCGAGCAUGGAAUCGGAUCUGGCGCCAACACCACCAGGCAUCGUCCUUCCUGACGGUGAGCCGGUCUAUAGAGCGUCCUCGCCACAGUCGGCAUACAGUGUGGGCGGGCGCAGGCUGGCGUCACCUCCCCGUCGUCCGCGCGGCCUCAUCCGCAGUUUCUCGGGGCGCGACCUGAGCGAGGAUGUGGACGAGGAGGAGGUGGACACGGUCGACACGCGCACAGGCGUGUACGACACGAGUAAGAAGGGUCGCAUCCCAAGCUGGUGUGACCGUGUGCUCUGGAAGACGCACGUGAUCCCCGACCCGGUCGACGAUCCCGCCACCCACAUUGACGACGACGACAGCGUCGCAUCGAACGGGCCGCUCAUGCGCCUCUCGAACGUCUUCUCAACCUUGUCGGGUCGCAUGCGCAGACGCUCGAGCUUUUAUGGCGAUAUGGAUACGCCCCGCACGUUGUUCCCCCGCUUGACGAGCUCCACAUCUGUGCCGUACGGCCUGGUGGCGUCCAUCCCUGACGACCAUACUAUUCCCCCCGAUCAACGUAUCGCUCGGGACAACUCUACUCCAACCAAGUCCGUACCGCCUUACCAGGUUAUUCGGCGCGAGCAGAACACCCCCAUUUCGCAACACGAGGAGGUGUUUGAGUCUGACCCGCCCACGCCGGUGGACGAGGAGGCACCAACCUCUGACUCGUCAGAGCAGGUGAACGGUAUAAUUGGGGUGUCCCCGCACCCCGCGGACAUCCGCUCGCUUCCGUUAAAGCGGAACCGUGGACUCAGUGUCACAUUCGAAGAUUCCCCGCCACUGCAGCCCCAAACUUGGCGUCGCGACCUGCCUACUACUGCCGAAGCACCUGCUAUACCUGCGCCCCCUCCCCGGAACAGCAUCGGCCUCGGACCCUCGCCACUCGCACAGCGCGUGUCCCAAGGCCGGCGCGCUUCGAGUGCAACAGAUAGCACAACAUCAAGGCACCAGAGCAUCGCACGCCGAUUGAGCAUGUCCUCCAUUGGGUCGAUCGGAUCCUCGACCUCGCCCACGAGACGGCGCAGCGAUGACGUGAGCCAUCUGCGCAAUGGCAGCUCGCCACAACUUCACUCUCUCAAGACGGUGCGCAGCUCCGGCCAAGUCGGCGACCCAGGAAACCGUCCACAUCGUGGCUCGGACGGCGGACUGGGACUGGGCCUUGUCGACGCGCCAUACGGCGGCCUCAACGCUCUGACGCGCUUCUUCCGCGGUCUUCCAGGGCGCUUCCACUCGCGUAUAAGCCUGUUCCACGGGAGCGAGGCCGAAGUCGAGGAAGCUGUGGUUGAGGUUCCCAGGCGCCACCUCGUGGGCGAGGUACAGGUUCUCCAUUACGGCACACUUGAAGACGCUGAGAUGCGGCGCCUCGAGGGCCGAAGUGACCAUUAUCCACUCAUAUUCUCCGCAGCGGUAUUCAUCUAG
Messenger RNA from Cutaneotrichosporon cavernicola, 4734 nucleotides. RefSeq lists its product as uncharacterized. Gene Ontology annotation, molecular function: phosphatidylinositol-4,5-bisphosphate 5-phosphatase activity. Gene Ontology annotation, biological process: phosphatidylinositol dephosphorylation. Bases 1 to 4734 code for a protein of 1577 amino acids. The transcript is spliced from 5 exons. The record is from RefSeq and is a predicted model, not a curated record. NCBI's taxonomy places the organism in Eukaryota, Fungi, Basidiomycota, Tremellomycetes, Trichosporonales, Trichosporonaceae.